AUGCCAGUGUUAGCCGAUCUCCCUGACCUACCCCCUGAAUUACUCGACGAAAUCUUCGCCCUCGCUUUUGACACCGCGCCCAGCAUUGGUAAAACCGUGCAAAAAGGAGACAUUGACGUCCAAGGUCUCAGCCGUCUACUGCUCGUCAACCGCAAAUGGUACCAGGCGUUUGUGCCCCGGUUGUACUCUCGCUGGACCUUUAACGGAGCGCGGCACAGCUACAGCGGGUUAUGGAAGUUCAUUCGCACGGUUGUCACAAACCCCGAUCUCGCCGCGAGAGUGCAGGUGCUGAAUAUUGGGAACUGGGGAGGUUCUCCCGCGUACUACCUCGCAAGGCAUCACGAGCUCUUAGACCAAGAUAGGAGUCUACAUCUAUCACCCGACGAUGAGGAAGUCGCUAAGAUGGCGAUUCGGCGUGCGGGUCUGACAGAUGAGCUUGGGUCUCAGAUUCUCCGAGCGGUCUUUGCUAGCGACAACGACUACCGAGACCGACGGCCAUUGGUGGCGCUUCUACUGUGCAGUUUGCCACGAGUGUCCACUGUAUAUGCGCAUGUUCCGGAGACGGACCCGUUUUUGGGGGGUGUUCUGAAGGUAGCACUCGAUCAACAACAAGCCGCCUCAUCCGCGGAAUCAGCCUUGCUUCUGGGGCUGAGGGAGUUGCAUGUCCUCAGCGAGGUUCCGAAUUCCAUUGAGGACGGCCUCAAGCCGCAGGAUGACGAUAUCUCGGAGCCUUCCCUGCAGCUACAUGAUAUAUGGCCCGCUCUGUAUCUGAGGCAUCUCAACACACUCCGUCUCUAUAACCUGGACCCGGACGGCCUGGGUCGCCUCCUGCAGGAGACAAUCCCAGUUCAAGGCCAAGGAAACGAAUGUCAUAUCCAGCAUCUUCACAUCGCCACAAAGAGGACAUCGGCUUGUAGAGCAGAAGAUCUGACCGCUCUGCUCACUCUGCCGACGGCUUUGAAGAGUCUCUCCCUUUCCUGGGACAUGGACAAGACCAAAACCAAAAAGAUCAAGGGGAAGAAGCGCAAUGUCUGGCAGAUCUCUAACAACGAGGUGUGGAACGCCAUUCAGAAACACAAAGGGUCCCUCGAAUAUCUGGAUAUGUUGCACGCCUUCCCUGCGGGACCGCGUCAACACCGGCCAGAGGACCACUUCGGUCUUCUAACUGCGUUCACGAAGCUGAGUUAUCUCUCUAUCAUGACUGAGAUGCUCAUCGGUGGCUACCAUGAGAACACAACAGCCCCAUUUCGUCUGAAGGACACCCUGCCCGCCAGUAUCGAAUCCCUAGUCAUCGCAACCGAUUCCGCCUCCAAUACAAUCCCCGACCUCAUACCCCAAAUAGCGGAGGUAGUAUCACAGUUUCCCCAUCUCAAAUCCUUCCAAACAAGCGACUACUCCGCGGCAUCCGGUUACCUCCCGCCGGGAACAAUACCAUCCAAGUACCAACCCAUCAAAGAAGCCUGUUUUGGCCGAGGCAUCCGUUUCAGUUUCCAAGGACUCUGCUCACCUACGAUCAAACUAGAGCAGUGCCCAUAUCCCCUCGGCGCCCGGUGCAUCAGCCGAUGGAAGCAAACAUACAAGCUCCGCAUCGACGGCAUAGCGCGGUACAAAAGCCUGCAUUCACGCGCGAAACGCAAGGCCGCAGGCCGCAGAGAGACUCCAUCGCCCCCACCAGCUCCAGCAAGACGCAGAUGGAGGAACAAAACACACGUCAUCCCCUUCCAGGACCACGGCGGACAUGCCUCGUUCAUGGUGUUCCAAAGCGAGGAAAAUACCUUACUCCCGCCCCUAAUGAACAUAACCAUCUACUUCACGCAUCCGGAGGGCCCACUGCCCCAGCCCGCAGACCUAGAAGCCGACCUGAGAGCCAUGCACGCCCAGAUCACAGCCGACGGACUCGACGAAUUCCACUACCGCCUCGACGUCUACUUCCUGCCUGCCGCCGACAACGACGCCUGCAUCGCCCACUACCAAGCCGAGAAGGCAAGCCGCGGAACCUCGCGAGACAUGUACAAUGAAGCAGAGAUCCGACUCGAUACCGAUUUCCCGCCCCCGUCGACCCCGCGCCUCCCGGGGAUGGUGCAGACAUACCGGCCCGUCCGGGGCGCGAACUUCACCGGGCUGAUGUUCGUAUACCCGGACCGGACUUGGAGGGGGGGCGCGCAGCAGAUGUGCCGUAUCCGCUACGGGCCAGGCUUUGAGCUCGGACAGCCCUUUGACGCGAGGUGGUUUGGGUUUGUGCCUGGUUCGGCAGAGUCGUUGGGACACAUGAUCUGGGAGUACUCACGUGCAGGUGAUACGAAUUGGCAGGAGGGGAUUCGGAUAUACCAGGAUGUUACGGAGAGGGGGUGGACGACGUGGUGA
This is a messenger RNA of Aspergillus mulundensis, 2364 nucleotides long. RefSeq lists its product as uncharacterized. Bases 1 to 2364 code for a protein of 787 amino acids. The transcript has a single exon. The record is from RefSeq and is a predicted model, not a curated record. NCBI's taxonomy places the organism in Eukaryota, Fungi, Ascomycota, Eurotiomycetes, Eurotiales, Aspergillaceae.